Molecule: messenger RNA, 1519 nt
Organism: Colius striatus (speckled mousebird)
Lineage: Eukaryota; Metazoa; Chordata; Aves; Coliiformes; Coliidae
Gene: G6PC3
Product: glucose-6-phosphatase catalytic subunit 3
Exons: 7
Coding region: 170-1183 (337 amino acids)
Biological process (GO): gluconeogenesis; glucose 6-phosphate metabolic process
Cellular component (GO): membrane
Molecular function (GO): glucose-6-phosphatase activity
Source: RefSeq, a predicted model, not a curated record
GGGGGGCGGCGGGACGGGCACCCCCCCCACUGGGCACCCCCCCUCAGCGGGAGCGGCCCCGACCCGCCGUCCCCGGGAAGGGCCGAGCCGCCCCGGCAGCCCUCGCUGGGCCCACGGAGACACCGGGCCUGCUCCGGGGAGGCCUCGGCGCCGGCCCCAGCCCGGCGCCAUGGAUGCGCUGCACACCGCCGGCAUCCGCUUCGCUGAGGCGCUGCAGGCCGGGCCGCCCUGGCUGGAAAAGUUCUGGAUCUCGGUGACAUCCCUGGCCGAUCCCAAAUGCGUCUUCACCAUCUGUUUCCCUCUCGCCUAUUUUCUCGACCGCAAGGUGGGGGUGUCGGUGCUGUGGAUCGGCCUGGUGUCAGAAUGGCUCAACGUGGUCCUCAAAUGGUUCUUAUUUGGGGAGCGCCCGUUCUGGUGGGUGCAUGAGUCGGGGCUUGCCAGCAAGGAGCAGGUUGUGCUGCGCCAGUUCCCUGUCUCCUGUGAAACGGGACCAGGGAGCCCCUCUGGCCACUGCAUGAUCACCGGGGCAGCUCUCUGGCCGCUGGUCACAGCUCUGACUGCGCUGGCAUCCGCACGCUCCAGGAGCCUGGUGUUGAAGCUGACCCCCUUCGUUGCCUAUGCCCUGCUCCUGCUGGCCGUGGGGCUCUCGAGGGUCUUCAUCCUGGCCCACUUUCCCCAUCAGGUGGUCAGUGGCAUCCUGGCAGGGGCUGCCCUGGGCUGGAGGCUGCAGGCUCACACCCCGGCCACCCGAGGCUUCUUUGUGGCCACUGCACUGGCCCUGCUGCUGGGCACCCUCACCCUGCACAGCCUGGUGAUCACCACUGGCAUCGACAUCGACUGGUCCAUCCGCUUGGCCACCAAACGCUGCUCCAACCCUGACUGGCUCCGCUUCGACACCCGGCCCUUCGCCUCCAUCUGCCGUGAUGCUGCCAGUGCCCUGGGGCUGGGGUUGGCCGCUAGUCCCCCCCUCAAGCAGCUGACCCCUCGGCAGCGCCUGGCUAGUGCCGUGUUGGCCUUGGUGGUCAUCCAAGGCUUGCACCAGGUGCUGCAUCCAGCAGAUGUCACCCUGUGGUAUGUCACCAACUUCCUCAAGUACGCCAUCGGGCCCUGGCUAGUGACAUCUCUCUUGCCCCGACUCAUCCUCACCCUCACCCGCCCCUGGGGUUCCCCUCAUACUGAGUAGGGGUCUCCACCAUGUCCUGGUGAGUCCUCUGCCCUCCUCCUGGCUGUGCCCACCACUGGCAGCACACUAGGAGGGCACCCACCGUACCCCCCGGGACUACAGGUCAGUUGUUGCAAACAAAACUGCUCCCCCCGGGGCAGGGGCCAGGUGGGGCAGAGCUGGGGGUGCGCUGUGCCCAGGAGGUCUGGGGACACAGCAUGAGACAGCCCCAGCCCUGGGGUCCCUGUCAAUGGCACCACCUUCCAUCCCCCGCUGCCCACCCUUCCAGCCGCCCCAGUUCUCCCUGUUCGGUUUCUGACUCCAGGGCCACCCCGUUUCCAACCAAAUAAAACUACU